UUUUAUUCAUUUGAAAUAUAAGUGCCGUCUAUCGCACAAAAAUACCAAUAUUUUUUAAGCAGCAUAUAUAUCGAUAUAUUUGUACAUCAAUAUAUACACUCAUCCCAAGCCGGUAUAAACAAAACAUAACAAAAAAUCCCACGUUUAACAACAAAUAUGAAGUAUAAAGAUCUGAAACGGGCAUACAACAAUGUGCUGGCGCAGAUUAUAUCUUCGUCCCAGCAGUACCUGUUUUCUGGCAAUCUCUUUGGCGAUAUAUUUGUACUCAGCCUGAAAGAACUGGACAAAGGCACCGAGGAGCCCCCAGGCAAACUGAAGAUAUUCCCGCAGGGUAUUGCUGUUGAUAUCAAUUGCUUGGCAUUUCGUCGAGACUUUCUGAUAGUCGGGACAGUGGGUGUCGUCUAUGGGCUGCACUGGAACGAAGACGACGAGGUGUUGAGUACGAAACGCUCAUGGGAGGUUAAAAUACCGAUGCAAGCAGAUGCCGUGGAAGUGCCGGACGUGAAUUCGUUGUGGCUGAGCCCAGACACCGACACCCUGUUCGCCGGUUGUGGAGACGGUGUAAUUUAUCAAAUAAGUCUCGAAGAUGGGCGCAUAGAGCGGGACUAUCGCGGGCACACAGACUACGUGCACUCUGUGGUUGGCAACUCGAACGGACAAAUCUUCUCAGGUGCAGAGGAUGGAACAGUGCGAGUCUGGAACACCAAGCAACUGGACCAGACGUCAAUGAUAGAGCCGUAUAAAAAGUCACAGCUGCUUCGUCCCGAUUGGGGAAAGUGGAUCGGUUCCGUGGCCGUCAACGACGACUGGCUGCUGUGUGGCGGCGGUCCACGAGCAUCGAUCUUCCACUUGCGGUCCUUGGAGUCCACCUGCGUGUUUGACUUUCCCGGACGUGUGCAUGUGUGCGACUUUGUGGAUGACGGCGUGUUCAUUGGCGGCGAACACAAUCAUGUGCAGUCCUACACCCUGAAUGGAGUGCUACAGGCCAAUAUUCCGGUGGAGCACACUGCCUGCUAUUCCACAGUGUGGCAAACGGAACCGAUCAAGUUUAUGUCCAUCGCUGGAUUCAGCAACAGGCUGCAUAUCCUCAAAGAUUUUCGCUUUCUGGACAGCAAAAUCGACUUGUAUGGCAAUGUGCAGGGCGAGGAAGACAAAGAGGACGAGGAGGACUUAGAGGAGCUAAUUGAAUAAUUCCACGAUUAUAUGAAAAUCACCAGCUAAACCAAUUUAUGUUUAUUUCGAGUGCUGUUCCGCAAUCUUAACAUCAGAUUAAAGAACUCUUUAUAGAAUAA
This is a messenger RNA of Drosophila obscura, 1292 nucleotides long. It is a transcript of the gene thoc6, whose product is annotated as THO complex subunit 6. Bases 157 to 1191 code for a protein of 344 amino acids. The record is from RefSeq and is a predicted model, not a curated record. NCBI's taxonomy places the organism in Eukaryota, Metazoa, Arthropoda, Insecta, Diptera, Drosophilidae. The transcript has 2 exons. Gene Ontology annotation, molecular function: protein binding. Gene Ontology annotation, biological process: mRNA export from nucleus. Gene Ontology annotation, cellular component: THO complex; transcription export complex.